GUCGAGGUAGGACUGUUUUGUCGCCGGUUUCGCCGGUGUCCGAUCGCAACCGGGUUCCUCCUUCGCUUGUUCGCGCCACGGAAUUCGUCCGUAAAUUCAUUUCGUUGUUCGGCUCGAGACGCGUUUUCGGCGAUCGGUAGAGUAAAAAAUUCGCGGGUCCGUUUGAGUGAGAAAAAAAAAAAGAAUAACUUUUCGAGUGGUGAGUCAGGCGGCUCCUCGAACAGCAGUCUUAGUUUCAGUGUGAACAGUGCGUUUGUCUUUUUCGCGAUUCCGAGCGUAUGCAGUUAAAUUCAUCAUCGUGUCGCGUUUCAAGUCUUGGCCAGUGCCAAUAUAAUGUGAGCCGUCGCGAGUGACAGAGAGACGGAUUCAGAAGAGAGACGAACGACAGAAAAAUUAACCGUGCUCUGAUUUCAACAUGACGCGAAGCGAAGUCUAGAACCGAUCGCACUCACUCAGUCCCCCAUUCUACAGAGGGGAAAGUGAAGGUAGAAGGGAAGAGGAGGAGACGUGAGAAUCUUCUCGCGAUCGUCAAAUCGUGAAAAUCGUCAACAAUCAUUGUUGAGCGCACCUCCGCGGCAGAGAGGCACGACAGAACGAAGAAUGGAGCGGCGUUUGCCAACGGCGUGCAGCAUGACGGAGAAACGGUGCCCACGCCGAUCCCUCCGGCCAUGGAUCGUCCUCGCGACGGUCCUGUUUGGCCAGCUGCUGCUCCUGCAGCAGGUCCACGGCGAGAUCUACACCAAGAUGUUCUCCAGCCAGCAGAACCCCAGCGAUCCGUGUUACGACGAGGAUCGGCCACGUCGGUGCAUACCCGAUUUCGUGAACGCGGCUUUCGGCGCAACCGUCGAGGCAUCGUCCACGUGCGGCACCGGCGGACCCACCCGCUACUGCGACGUCACCGACGAGCCCGGCGGCACCACCGGCAUCGGUCACUGUCACGUGUGCGACGACAGCACGCCCCGGCGACGUUUCCCUGCCAGCUAUCUGACCGACCUUAACAACCCGAACAACGUCACCUGCUGGCGCAGCGAGCCGCUCGUCAGCUCGCAGAGCUUCUCGGCGCCUCCCGACAACGUCACCCUGACCCUCUCGCUCGGCAAGAAAUACGAGCUGACGUACGUCAGUCUGCAGUUCUGCCCGCGCGCCGCCAAGCCGGAUUCCAUCGCGAUCUACAAGUCGAUGGAUUACGGCAAGACCUGGCAACCGUUUCAGUUUUAUUCAUCGCAAUGCCGCCGGGUCUACGGCAGGCCGAAUCGCGCGACUAUCACCAAAGCGAACGAGCAAGAGGCGCGGUGUACCGACAGCCAUCGUUACACCGGCGGAGAUGGUCUCGGUCCGGUCGGCAGGAUCGCCUUUAGCACUCUGGAAGGUCGGCCGUCCGCCGCCGACUUCGACAACUCACCGGUACUACAGGACUGGGUGACCGCCACCGAUAUUCGGGUGGUAUUCAACCGGCUGCAUAUGCCGCAGCAAUCGAGCCCGGAGUCGCAAGUGUCGCACAACGGCGAGGAGCAUCACGUGGCGGCGAUCGGGCUGGAGGAACUGACGAAGCGGGAACGCGAGCGGGAGGAACGGCUGAAGAGUCAAAAGAACGCGAUCCUGCACGCGCAGGAUCCGCUAGUAACGGCAUUACCGUCGGUCCAUCAGGUGAUCGCGCCCCAAGAGAUGCAGUCGAACGACGCGAUCGACGCCGCGGUCCGCGACAUGGGCUUCGUGCCGGCCACCGUCUCCACGACCACGACCACGCUCGCCAGCGUGGCGAUCAACGGCCUGGGUCCGGCUACCGCCACCAUGGCCCAUCACUACGCGGUCUCGGACUUCGCCGUGGGCGGCAGGUGCAAGUGCAACGGACACGCGGCGCGCUGCAUCCCCGGCAAGGACGGCGAGGUCGUCUGCGAGUGCAGGCACAACACCGCCGGCAGGGACUGCGAGCGGUGCCGGCCCUUCCACUUCGAUCGCCCGUGGGCUAGGGCCACCGCCAGGGACGCCAACGAGUGCAAAGUGUGCAACUGCAACCUCCACGCGAGAAAGUGCAGAUUCAACAUGGAGCUGUACAAGUUGUCGGGCCGUGUCAGCGGAGGCGUUUGUCUGCAGUGCCGGCAUUUUACGGCAGGAAGGCACUGUCAUUACUGCCGCGAAGGUUACUACAGAGAUCCGGCGAGACCGAUCACGCAUCGCAAGGCCUGCAAACCGUGUGACUGCCAUCCGAUCGGAGCUUCUGGAAAGACCUGUAACCAGAGCAGCGGCCAGUGUCCCUGUAAAGACGGUGUAACCGGUAUUACUUGCAACAGAUGCGCCAGAGGCUACCAACAGAGCAGAUCGCAUAUUGCGCCUUGCAUCAAGAUACCCAGGGUCGUACAGACGCAGGGUACGGCUGGUGAAGAGAGCGGCGAGCAUGAGGACGACGACGACGAGCGUGGAUACGACGGACGAGCUGAUCAGUGCGGAAAAUGUCGCGCCAGCACGAAGAGGCUAAAUCUCAACAAGUACUGCAAAAGAGACUACGCUAUUCUGGGCAGAAUAACGGACAGACACAAGAAAAGCGACAGCUCGCAGACCGGCACAAGCGUAUCAGGCACAUCCUGGAUCCGAUUCACUCUAAACGUCGAUUUCAUCUACAAGAAAAAUCCUAACUCGAGGCUUCGACGUGGCGACAUAUCCCUUUACGUUCAUUCAGCUGAUCUGGCUUGCAGAUGCCCGAAAAUCAAGCCUAAUAAAUCGUACUUGAUCCUUGGCCAAGAGAGUGACGGCGGUGGUCAAGGUGGACUCACAGUGACACAGAGGUCGAUCGUCAUCGAGUGGCGCGACGAAUGGCACCGUCGAAUGCGUCGUUUCCAACGAAGGGCGAGAUCGUGCCAUUGAGAUGCUCGUACGUCGCGGAGAGGAAGAGAUAGAAAGCAAGAUGAAGAGAGAAAAAGAAUAAGAGUGUGAGUGAAAGAAAACGAG
Molecule: messenger RNA, 2946 nt
Organism: Trachymyrmex septentrionalis
Lineage: Eukaryota; Metazoa; Arthropoda; Insecta; Hymenoptera; Formicidae
Product: netrin-1-like
Exons: 7
Coding region: 601-2862 (753 amino acids)
Molecular function (GO): protein binding
Source: RefSeq, a predicted model, not a curated record